Messenger RNA from Leptosomus discolor (cuckoo roller), 531 nucleotides. Lineage: Eukaryota; Metazoa; Chordata; Aves; Leptosomiformes; Leptosomidae. The record is from RefSeq and is a predicted model, not a curated record.
AUGGAUAAGAGGUCUCGGAGCGCUUCCAGGGAGUCUCAUAGGAGACGCAGAGAGUCCCCAGCUACACAGAGCAAACGAGAGAAGAGGGAGAGCGGUAGAGAAGCCAGCAAAGGAAGGGGAGACAUAAAGCAGGAGAAUGCAAAGGAGAUCAAGAGCACCGCAGGAACUGGUGAUAGGGUCCACACAUCCACAGUGGUGGACGUGGAUGAUGUGAUAUCUGAUGAAGAAAUGGAGGCCAUGGCAUUGCUGGACAGCGAGCGGCAAGAGGAAGGUAUAAAGUCUCCGGGCCUGGGCAUCUGUGAGUGGCUUCUGACCAUCUUGUCUUUCCUGUUUGUCAUAAUGACCUUCCCCAUUUCUGUCUGGUUCUGCAUGAAGGUAGUGCGGGAGUAUGAGAGAGCCAUUGUCUUCCGACUUGGGCAUCUCCUUCCUGGCAGAGCUAGAGGGCCUGGCCUUUUCUUUUUCCUUCCCUGUCUGGACACGUAUCACAAGGUAGAUCUCCGCCUCAAAACCCUAGAGAUCCCCUUCCAUCAG